This is a messenger RNA of Cherax quadricarinatus, 3643 nucleotides long. NCBI's taxonomy places the organism in Eukaryota, Metazoa, Arthropoda, Malacostraca, Decapoda, Parastacidae. The record is from RefSeq and is a predicted model, not a curated record.
AAAACAACUAAGUAUGAAGAAAAUGAAGAGCAAAUUUGAGGUAUUAAAGAGACAAAGAAUAGAAAAACAUUUAAAGGAUUCUAAUGAAAACGAUGAAGGAAAAAAUAAUGCGCCAGCUGGUUCUGAUGUUAAGGCAAGCAAAGUACCAAAUGAUAGCUUUCAUAGCUUGCUUAAGGAAACCAUUGAGAAUAUGUCAGAGAUGCUGUCUUUAUGCCUCAAAAAUGUUAAUAUAAUUGAAUCUAAAUGGAAUGUAGGUCAGUAUUCUCAAGUAGCAACAGAAAAAGCUGGAAAACAUGUGUUGAAACAGCUACAUGCCAUACAGAAUAACUUCAAAAUAAUGGAGAAUGAAUUGGAAAGCAAUAUUAGGCUUUAUAUUGCUGGAAUGUGUAAAACAGAGUCUAUAGGUAAUGUUGAUGCACAAACUGAGGAGAGUGUUGCACGCACUAAAUCUGCCUCCAGAAUUAAUGAAAGUGUGGAAAGUGAUGUAAAAAUUGAGCAAAAGGAGACAUUAGCUGUGGUUUGUGAAAAUGAAAACUCUGUUAUAUGUAGAGAUAGUGAGAUGACAAAUCGUAGCAGUAAGAGGAGCCAAAGAAAGACCUCUGAAUGUGAAGAGAGUGAUGCUCAAAAAAUGAACGAUAUUGGCAAAAGUUCCAGCACUGUACGUGCAAAUGAUGAAGAAAGAGGUAAAGACACACCAAUGGAGGUUGAUGAUAGCCAAGACUCCAGUAAGGCUCUAUUUAGAUCUGAGGAUGAACACUCUCUUCCAGAUCUUCAAAAUGCUAUAGAUGGAAUUUUAAGUGAUAGGAGCAAUGAUAUUGAUGGUGCUCUAGAAGAAAUUGAUGAGAACAAUGAUAUUGAUAACACUCUUGAAGGUGGAAUUGAUGGCAGAGUAGAUUUUGAUAAACUAAUUACAGUUGAAAAAGAAAAUGCUAGGAAAAGCACAAGGCUCACAAGAUCUACCACAGAGAAAGAAAAUAAGAAAGAUGAUGGGGAAUUGGAGACCAUGGAUAAAAGAAGGAAGAGCCAGAAGGAAAAAGACUGUGAUGAUAGAGACGGCACUAAAGAUCAUAGCGAGGAUGAAGAUGAUGUCAAGAAGUCCAGAUUUUCAAAGAGGCUGAGGAAAAUAAACAGAGAAUCUGUCAGGGAAUCUAUUGAUGAUGAUGAUUCUGAAGCAGAACUUCAGAAAAGUUCUAGCACUAAAACUUUAAGAAAAUCUAGUAGGAGAAAGUUGAGUAAAAGUGAAAAAGCUGAGAGUGAUAAUGAAGAAAUAGUAAAAGAAGAAAAUAAAAGGAGCACUAAGAGAGUUGAUCAGUCUGCAAGAAAUGGAAUGCUAGACAGUGGAGAGAGUGAAGAAGAAAGAUCUGAGAAAUUGGAUAAAGUUGAUUCAAGAAAAAAGAGAUCUUUAAGGAGACAAGAUGAUGGUGAUAGCAGUAUGAAAGAGUGUGACGAUGAGGCUUGUGAUGAAGAAGCCGUGAAAGAAAAAGAGAAAGAGGGUGUUGGUCGUAUAAGAGUUAAGAAGGAUUUAAUGAAAAUUGAUGGGGAUGAUGAUGGUACAAAAGAUGAAAAAAAAAUAAAAGAAGAGGAUGUUGGUUGUAUAAGAGUUAAGAAAGAAUUAAUGACAGUUGAUGAUGGUGACGGUAUAAAAGACGAAAAAGAAAUAAAUAAAGAGGAUAUUGGUCGUAUAAGAGUUAAGAAAGAUUUAAUGAUAAAUGAAGAUGAUGGUACAGAAAAUAUAAAGGAUGAAAAAGAAUCAAAAGAUCUUAUUGGUCGUAUAAGAAUUAAGAAAAAUUUGAUGGCAGUUGAAGUUGAUACAAAAAAUAUAAACGAUGAAAAAGAAGUAAAAAAAGAGAUUAUUGGUCGUAUAAGAGUUAAGAAAGAUCUAAUGGAAGUUGAUGGUGAUGAUGCAACAGAUGAGAAAGAUAAAGAAAUAAAGAGAGAGAUUGUUGGUCGUAUAAGAGUUAAGAAGGAUCUAAUGGAAGUUGAUGAUUCCAGAAGUAAGAAAUUAAAGGAAGUGGUUGAACAAAGUGAAGACGAAGAAACACGUGUAAAUGAGGAAAGUAAUGAUGAAGAAAAUGAGGAAAAAAAUGUGGAAAGGGGCAAGAAACAUUCCAAGAAAAGGGGAUGUAAAGAAGAGGAGAAAAAUAAGAAGGGUAAACAAACUGACGAGAGGGUACUAAGGAAAAGAAAUAAACAAAAUAAAGAGGAAGAGGAUACAAAAAAAAGAGUAAAAAGACAUAAGGGGAGACAAAGGGAAAAUGAGAAGGAAAAAUCUCUGGAAAAAACAAGAUCGCCUAGAAAACGAAGGAAUAGAAAAGCUGAUGAAGAUGAGGAUGAGGAUGUUCUUUUGGGACUUGUUGAAGAGAGUUCAGAAAGUUCAGAAGAAGAAGACACUGAUCAAGAAAUGAAAAGACGAGAGGCUGACAGAGAGUCGGUAAAAAAGAGGGAAGGGAGGGACUCGAAAAAAAUGAACAAAGUAUCUAAGGAUGAGGAUGAUGAUGACGACUUGAGUAAAACUAAAAAGAGAAAAAUUUCAGAUAGAAGAAAUAGUAAAAAAGUAGAUACAGACAAUGAGGAAAACAUUACUGAAGAACAGGAAGAAGAAGCAAACAAGGAGAAGCAUACAAAAUCCAGCAGGAAUCAGAAAAAGAAAGAAAGUGUUGAUGAAGAAAACCGGGAAAAUAAAAAUGCAUUAGCAUCAUUGUUAGCAUCUGAUUCAGACAAAGAUGAAACACAUGAUAUGACACAUGCUGAGAAAGAGACAAAAGAUGAUAGCAAAAUGAUUGUUAGUGAAACCAGUUCAGGGGAAAGUGCUGUUGAAACCAAAAAAAGAACUCUCACAUCUUCAGCAUCAGAAACUGAAAAGAAAGAAAAAAAAAUGAAGAAAAAAUCCAAAGAUGGUAAAUCACAGACAAAGAAUGACAACCAAAAAGCAAAAGCUGCACUCUUGGAAAGUGAAAGUGAAGAUGAUCUUGAAGACAAGCCCAAGCCUCGUUGUAAAAAGAAAAACUAUAAAAUAUCUUCUGCCGAUAAUGAUAAAAAUGCAAAACGACAACAUUUAAGAAACAUUUGGAAUGCACUUACUGAUGAAGAAAGAGAAAUACUGAAAGAAAAGCAGCUGAAUGGAAAAUGUCAGGUGGACCUUAAGGAGAUUGGUCAAGCAAUAAAAGAAAAAAUUGAGGAAGAUGAUUAUGUGUACGUGUCUGAUUUCCCAGAGCUUUACUCAAAUAUUGGACAUGUAUCAGACAGUGAUAACUGUGAUGCAGAUGAAGAAGAAUCUGACAAGGAAUUUACAAAACUAAUGAGUUUCAAGGUGACCAAGUACUCAAAACCUGCACCCAAAAGCAGAAAAAAGUUGGUAGAAUUUGAAUCUGAACAGAAGAGAAUGUUGAAAAGGAGGAAAGUAAAUUGAAUAAAAAGUUAAAGAAAGAUAAAGUUGUAAAGAAGAAAAAGGAGGGUUUAUUAGAUAUUAAUAUUGAUAAAGAAGAGGAUGAGGAGGAUGAGGAUGAGGUAGAGGAAGAUAAUAAGAAAAAAAAGAAGAAAGAAGGGGGUAUAUCUCUGAAUGAGAAGAUGAAGAAGCAGAUUCUGAUGAGCAGUGAUGAAGAAGUGGAAGAUGAUGAUGGUGAUGAUGAUGAAGAUGAGAAAG